AUGUCACUUAUUCACCAUGCUGUAGGUCAGUUAUUAGACCAUGGUGGAGCCACUGAUGAAACAAUAGAUUUGCUUAGAUGCCUUGGAUUUUCUGUGGGCUGUUCAGCUACUCACAAGAAGCAUGUUUCACUGAUUGACAUUCAGAAGAAGAAGAUAGAGAACACAAUUCUAUGUCAGACUCCAGUCAGCAAGUUUAUAUACCAGGAGUUCUACAAACCAUCCUCUGCAUUUGAACAAGGAACACUCUAUCAACUUCGAAAUGUCAUUCACAGAGUGGAUGUUACUGGAAAAGAUAAAGUUGUUGAAGCAUACAGAGCUCAUUAUGCUUUUGUGGAGGAUGCUUUGGAUGCAUUUAUACUUGGGGCCACAAUGGAUGUUAUGGGACUGAAUGACCUAAAUGGAUCUCCUCAACAGUGGAACCCCAACAUUUUAUCAAUGUAUUCAAAUGAGGAGCAGCUAUCAUGGCUUAGAAAUCUGGCUGAGGCAGUGAUCAACAAACAUAUCAACUUGCAAGGAUCAACUCAUCUCCAAGAUUUGGUUGAAGAAGCUGCCAGGCUAGACGCACAAAAUGCCAGGCUACAUAGCAUGUUUGAUGCCGUCACCAGUCAGUAUAUGUGCACGUGUCAGAAAAACUACAAGACAAUUGGACACUUUAAACGCCAUCUAGAGAGAGAACACAAUUGGCAUUUCCUUACUGCUGCACGAGAAGAACCCAAAAAGGGGGACAAGGUUGCAGUAUGGCGGUCGUCGUUCAUGAAAGCUGCUCUUAUCUUAAGAGAUACAUCUGAUGCUUAUAAAAUGGGCGACGGAAACCGGAUAUUUUUGAAUGCAAAAUUUGAAAUGCUGUGUGCAAAUGUUGCCGGACAUACCAAGUAUCAGCUUUGGCUGUGGAGAAUGAUGGCCUAUGAACAGGCCAUCUUAACACCUAAGCAAGCCUUUGAAUACAAAUGGAAUACAACAGCAAAUCUUAACGGAACUAUUGAUGGAAACAUUCCAAAUGACAACUUAGUGGAAAUUUGUGUUCAGCUAGUAAAGAAGAAAAUAAAAGAGCAGGGUUCAAACUUUACCUUUAAUAGUGCCCAGACUACAGCAUUAGCAUGUCAAAUCCAAGAUGAGCUGAGAGAGAAUAUUAGGUAUCAGGUGUCAAUGAAACCCUCUGGUAAAUCAAGGACAAAGACUGAUAAAUCUUCUGACAUAAAUUUGAUGCUGAUGGAGUUGAUGGCAGGUGACAUCUUUGAAAACAUUCAAGGGCGCCAAUUUGAAAAUUUCAAAAACAUAAAAGAUGUUUUUGAAAAGGUAAACCUUCAUAAACUGCACAUUUGGAUAAGUAAGCAAAAGGAGAGAGCAUCGUUUGAAAUGAUGUAAAAGUUUAUACAUUGUGAAUGUGUGUUAUCAAUUAAUAUGAACUGAGAAUUCAUUUUAACGAGUCAACAUAAAGGGCAAUAAUAGCUAGA
This is a messenger RNA of Magallana angulata, 1454 nucleotides long. RefSeq lists its product as uncharacterized. The record is from RefSeq and is a predicted model, not a curated record. The coding region runs from base 1 to 1365 and encodes 454 amino acids. Lineage: Eukaryota; Metazoa; Mollusca; Bivalvia; Ostreida; Ostreidae. The transcript is spliced from 6 exons.